Molecule: messenger RNA, 4894 nt
Organism: Thalassophryne amazonica
Lineage: Eukaryota; Metazoa; Chordata; Actinopteri; Batrachoidiformes; Batrachoididae
Gene: ppip5k1a
Product: diphosphoinositol pentakisphosphate kinase 1a
Exons: 31
Coding region: 434-4735 (1433 amino acids)
Biological process (GO): inositol phosphate biosynthetic process; inositol metabolic process
Cellular component (GO): cytosol
Molecular function (GO): diphosphoinositol pentakisphosphate kinase activity; inositol hexakisphosphate kinase activity; 5-diphosphoinositol pentakisphosphate 1-kinase activity
Source: RefSeq, a predicted model, not a curated record
GACGUAACUCAGUCCCGCUUCCAACCAAAAUGGUUUGGUUUCACUGGCUUGUUGUCGCGGAGUAGGACGUCAAUUUAAGCUAAUGGCAGCAGCUAUCUAGGUUUGCCAUUCUUUCAUUCUUUGCCGUUAGCUACCUGGAGCUGAAGACCCAGAGAAAACUGAGCCACUCAUACAAUGUGGAUUUCCUGAAAGAAGAAUGGCAAGCAUACUGACAAUUCCGGGGCCUGACCAUUACGCUUGAGGACAUCUGUCCAGUAUUUGGUGUCAUUCUGCUGUAUUGCCUUGCGCACCUCUGUCUCCUGUUGUGCAGCCCAGACAGCGUGGACCCGUCCCUCUCGCCAGGGCUUGUGCCCUUCCAUCGACAGCCUGCUCCGGCUGUGUGUUGGUGUAAGAUGGCGUGGUGGGACGCUGAGGGCUGCUGUGGGGGAUUGUGAUGUCAGAGCCCAACAGCCCGGGUGAGAGCCGGCGUGGCGCUCCCAGAUUCUUCGUGGGCUGCGAGGACGAUGAGAGCGAGGUCGUGGAGGACAACAUGAGGACAGACAUGGAGCUGUAUGAGGAUGACGAAGAUGCAGACUUGCCCCCAGAGCAGCAGAUCGUGGUGGGGAUCUGUUGCAUGAUGAAGAAAUCAAAGUCCAAGCCAAUGACCCAGAUCCUGGAGAGGCUGUGCAGGUUUGAGUACAUCACUGUUGUCAUCUUCCCAGAGGACGUAAUCCUCAACGAACCUGUGGACAAAUGGCCUCUAUGCAACUGCCUCAUCUCCUUCCACUCAAAGGGAUUCCCUUUGGAUAAGGCAGUGAGCUAUGCCAAACUAAGAGAACCUCUGCUCAUCAAUGACCUAAACAUGCAGUACUACAUACAGGACCGGAGAGAAGUGUAUCGCAUCCUGCAAGAGGAAGGGAUUGAUCUGCCGCGCUACGCUGUGCUCAACCGUGACCCAGAUAAACCAGAUGAGUGUAACCUGGUGGAGGGAGAGGACCAUGUGGAGGUGAAUGGAGAGAUAUUCCAGAAGCCUUUUGUUGAAAAGCCUGUCUGUGCUGAGGACCACAAUGUUUACAUCUACUAUCCCACAUGUGCUGGUGGAGGCAGUCAGCGUCUGUUCAGAAAGAUUGGUAGCCGGAGCAGUGUUUAUUCACCAGAGAGCAGUGUGAGAAAAACCGGCUCUUACAUCUAUGAAGAGUUCAUGCCAACAGAUGGUACUGAUGUUAAGGUGUACACUGUAGGACCUGACUAUGCGCAUGCUGAGGCCCGGAAGUCUCCUGCUUUGGAUGGAAAGGUGGAGAGAGACAGUGAGGGCAAGGAAGUCCGCUACCCUGUUAUGCUGUCAGCUAUGGAGAAACUGGUUGCCCGUAAGGUCUGCCUCGCAUUCAAGCAAACUGUGUGUGGCUUUGACCUUCUCCGAGCCAACGGACACUCGUAUGUGUGUGAUGUCAAUGGUUUCAGUUUUGUGAAGAACUCCAUGAAAUACUACGAUGACUGUGCCAAGAUACUAGGGAACAUUGUGAUGCGUGAACUAGCUCCUCAGUUUCAGAUUCCAUGGUCCAUCCCGACUGAGGCAGAGGACAUUCCCAUUGUUCCCACCACUUCAGGGACCAUGAUGGAGCUACGAUGUGUUAUUGCUGUCAUCCGUCAUGGAGACAGAACACCCAAACAAAAGAUGAAGAUGGAGGUUCGCAACCCUAUGUUCUUUGAACUAUUUGAAAAGUAUGGAGGAUACAAAACUGGGAAAUUAAAACUGAAGAAGCCAAAACAGCUACAGGAGGUGCUGGACAUCACUCGGCAGUUGUUGGCUGAAUUAGGACAGCAUAAUGACUGUGAAAUAGAAGAAAAGAAGUCCAAACUGGAACAACUGAAGACUGUGCUGGAAAUGUAUGGCCACUUCUCUGGGAUCAACAGGAAAGUACAACUAACCUAUUUGCCCCAUGGGCAACCAAAAACCUCCAGUGAGGAGGAAGACAAUCGAAAGGAAGGUCCAUCACUGCUGCUCGUACUGAAGUGGGGAGGAGAGCUGACUCCUGCUGGUAGAGUACAAGCUGAGGAGUUGGGGAGGGCAUUCCGCUGUAUGUACCCCGGAGGACAAGGAGACUAUGCUGGUUUUCCAGGAUGUGGGCUGCUGAGAUUACACAGCACUUACAGACAUGACCUCAAGAUAUAUGCAUCUGAUGAGGGCAGAGUCCAAAUGACAGCUGCAGCUUUUGCAAAGGGUUUGCUGGCACUUGAGGGCGAGCUUACACCAAUCCUGGUGCAGAUGGUGAAGAGUGCGAACAUGAAUGGCCUGCUGGACAGCGAUAGCGACUCACUGAGCAGCUGCCAGCACAGGGUCAAGGCACGACUGCAUGAGAUUCUGCAGAAAAACAGAGAUUUCAUCGAUGAAGACUACGAUAGGCUGACCCCAACUGGCAGUGUUUCUUUGGUGAAUUCGAUGAAGAUAGUCCAGAACCCAGUAGCUACUUGUGACCAGGUCUAUGCCCUCAUUCAGAGCCUGACCUCACAAAUCCGUAAAAGAAUGGAAGACCCCACUUCCGCAGACCUGCAGUUGUACCAUAGUGAGACACUGGAACUGAUGCUGCAACGCUGGUCAAAACUUGAGAAAGACUUUCGCAUGAAGAAUGGCCGCUAUGAUAUCAGUAAAAUACCUGACAUUUAUGACUGUGUGAAGUAUGAUGUUAUCCACAACUCAUCUCUUGGCCUGGAGGAUACGUUGGAGCUCUUUAGACUCUCUCAUUCUUUGGCUGACGUCGUCAUCCCCCAGGAAUAUGGCAUAAGUAAAGUGGAAAAACUCGACAUUGCGUAUGCCUAUUGUCUGCCACUAGUCAGAAAAAUCCGGCUUGACUUGCAGAGGACGCAUGAGGAUGAAUCUGUCAACAAACUUCACCCUCUGUACUCUCGUGGUGUGAUGUCUCCAGGACGCCAUGUUAGGACACGUUUAUAUUUCACCAGUGAGAGCCAUGUCCACUCCCUGCUCAGUAUUUUCCGCUAUGGAGGCUUGCUUGACGAGGAGAAUGACCAGCAGUGGAAACGUGCCAUGGAUUACCUCAGUGCUGUGUCUGAACUUAACUAUAUGACUCAGAUUGUAAUCAUGCUGUAUGAGGACAACAAUAAGGACCUCUCCUCAGAGGAGCGAUUCCAUGUUGAGCUUCACUUCAGCCCAGGAGUCAAAGGCAUUGAGGAGGAGGAAAAUGCACCAACUGGCUUUGGCUUCAGGCCUGCUUCUGCUGAGGUAAAUGGACAGAAACAGACAGACCCUGGCAGCCUGGAAGACUUAUCACGUGAUGAGACUGACCGCAGUGUGCCGCUGAGUGAGCCAGUCACCAUUCAGAGGAAAUCCCCUCUCAUUCGCAAUCAUAAGACUGGAUCUAUGGAGGUCCUGUCAGAGACAUCGUCCUCCAAAGUAGGCAGUUACCGUCUCUUCUCCUUCUGCUCACGUCAGUCUCCUGAGAUGAAACAGAGUGGAUUAGGCUCUCAGUGUGCCGGGCUCUUCAGCACCACCGUCCUAGGUGGGUCCUCUAGCGCCCCUAACCUGCAGGACUACGCACGUGCACACCGCAAAAAAUUCUCCAUCAGCAGUCUAUCCUGCAAAGACGAGUGCUUGUCUAUGCCGGGAAAAAAACGAUUUUCUGUGUCGUUUGCAAAGCAUCCGACUAAUGAGCCUUUGGAGGAGCACCAUGUGGCCCAGUUGUUGAGGCGUUUCCAGAGCGACCUCAGCCUGGGCUGUCAUCUCGCUCUGGAUGGGGCGCUCGCCCACCACCUUCACCAGUGCUCCUACCAUCUCCGCCUCUUCCGAAACUGGCUCCUCUCCGGCCAGGACUCCCUAGAGUACCUAUACGGGUUUGAAGGCUGCUCCAUGGUGCCCUCCAUUUAUCCCCUGGAAACGCUGCACAACUCGCUGUCGCUGAAACAGGUCAACCAGUUCCUCAUGACCAUUUGUGAGAGAGCAGGAGACCCCCACACCAGGGCCACCAGAGCUCUGUCAGCCAUGUUUGACCCCCACAGCCAGCCCUUGGUGGACUCCUACAUCCCCCAGAGAGUUCUCUCCACCUCCAUCUCACUGCGAUCCCGCUCUGACAGACCUCCGUGGUACAGCAGCGGCCCGUCGAGUACAGUAUCCAGUGCUGGGUCGUCUUCUCCCACCACAGCGGACACCUCCCCACGCUUCAGCUUCAGCGAGAAGAUCUCCCUAACCCCACAGAGCAGCGAGGAAACCCAGUCUGCUCUAAACCUGUCCACUCCGGCAGCUCCACCACCACCCCCUGGGUCCCACGUCCUUGACCCACAUUGCUUCCUUCUUUCCUCCACAGCCAACCCCACUGAAGCUCCCACUCAGAGUAACUCUACAGGAGACUGCACAGAGUACUGCACCGCAACCAAUCACCAGACCUUCAACAGUACAGCUGACCAGAUCCACGGGACGCUGCAGGCAGCAUCUGCUGCAGCGGAGCCCGGUGACGGGGAAGAUCCAGAUCUCAUCCCAAGACUGCCCUGUUCCCCGCUAGCCGAGCUCUCUUUAGGCCGGAUGGAAGGAUUCUGUGGCCUGCCGGGAUCACUGCCUGUGCUGCUGGAGCUCCGAGAGAGCAGCAGCGAGGCAGGCUCCAGCUCCCAGACGCCUCAGUCUCCUGAGGGUCCUGAUGAGUUCUUCGACACACAGGAGUCCAUGGAUUUGUGGAUGGACAGUCCAGAUGUUCUCCCCCAACCAGACACACAGGUGGAGGUUGGAGGUAUUCAGCCAGCAGAGCCAUAAGCCUGCCAGGACGUGCCGCGGUCAUCAGGUCUCCACCUGGUGUCACCUCAUCCCGUUGUUACGCUAACAUGUUGGAGGAGAACGUGACGUACAAACUGCAAACCAUUGACAAACCAAGAGGGCGUCACUGAGCCUCAGCGGGCGUUCCACUGGCCCCAU